AUUAAGUAAAGGCCAGAAGCCACCACCCUAAAUCAGUUACAUGAGGUUGCCAGACAGUAACCAACUUAAGUUCUUGCCUUUGGCAUUGACUAAGAGCUUCCAGAGACAAGGUCUUCUCCCUUCUUCCUGGCACAGAGAGGGAGGCAGCCCCACAGACGGAGGUUUCCCCUACAAAUGUAAAUGCCUCCCAACAAAGGGCGAGCAAACUCAGCUCCUCGGAGCCUGCUUCUCAUCUGCAGUUUUAAAAUUAACCAGCCUAAAAUCCUCAUCAAACUGAUAGGGUGAGGCCCACCCACAUUCUGGAGAGUGGUCUGCUUGAGUCAGCCUACCUCCCGAUUUCCAUGUUAAUCUCAUCUGAAACAUACCUUCACAGCAGCGUCCAGACCGGUGUCUGACCACACCUCUGGGUACCGUGGCCUGGCCAAGCUGAUGCAUAAAAUUAACCCCCACGCUCCCCAGGCCUUGGCCAGCCUGCAGAGUGGCGCUGGUCACCUCCCCACGUGCACACAGGCUCCCGGACAAGCCGGGUGUCGGGGAAAGACAAGAACAGUCUCCCAUUCCUAUGCGGGAACCUCCCCACCCCCCACCGCGUCCUGACCUCCCUCUCAGCACCCUGAGGGCACGGAGAGGGGAAGCUGCCAACUGUCGGGAAUGAGACGGAAACGUGAGGGGACGUGCGUCCAGCCCCAGAAACCCAAAACCCAAAGUCAGGGUUCCGAUUGCCUUAGGAUCGCACAGCUUCACUCAGUUUCCCUCAAGAGAGGAAAACGAGAACAUCCCCGGGCACCGGCCCCUGGGAGCUGGGGCGUCAGCUCGCCUGGCUGUGCCUUCGGCCCUCGCCGUGGGGACCGGAGCCCCCUCCCUCGUGGCGGGCCCAGGGCGGGAACAGACGAGCUCUGUGGACUUGGGGGUUGGGCUGUGGCACGUCGGGGCCGGAGGUGGCGGGGGUGUCGUGGUCUUGCCCGUGGGUGGGAGGCGGUCGUCCUGGAACGUGCGUGUCUGGCACGUGGCCGGCUGCCCGUAAGUGCCGUGCAAACUGUCCAGACAGAUGAGGUGGCCCGACCUCCCAUCGCUGGAACACCUGCCAUAGAGGAAGCAGUGCUGAGCUGCGUCGAAACCGGGUUGUCCCUUCUGGGGCUUCUUGAGGAGGGUGAGGAGGUGGGGAGGUGGGUCCCACGGAUCUCGGGGAGUCUGCUGCCAGCUGUGCUGCAGACCUGCCGUGGGCACAGACCGACACCCAUUUCCCUCGCCUGGAGGGAAGUGCCGAGCCAGGGUGGAGUGGGUGGAGUGGGAGGACUUCUGCUUUCCGGCCCCGGCCCCAGAUCCCGGGUGGGGCAGAAAUGGCUGGUUGCCCCCAAUAUCUGCUCUCUCUCUUCCAUGAGAAUAGAACCUCCCAUUUUUAGCUGGCCACAUGGCUCCCCAAAUAAAGACUGUAUUUCCCAGCCUCCUUUGCAGCUGCGUAUGGCCGUGUUGCAAAGUUCCGACCAAUGGGAUAUAAGCCAGAAGCAGCCGCUUCCAGGAAUCUUUAUCGUACAGGACCAUCAGCAUGUUCCUCGUGCCUCUUUUCUUCUCCACUUCCUCAGUCCUGCUGCCUGGAGUUUGAAUGUGAUGGCUGGAACUCUAGCUGCCAUCUUGGGGCCAUGAGGGCAAAGGCCAUGCUUUAGGGAGGAAGGAGGGGGGAGCCGGAAGGAGCUUGGGUCUGCAAGGAGCAGAGAUGCCUCAGCACUGUUAGCUCCCACCUCCGGACUUCAAUGUGAAAGAGAAAGAAAUGUCUCCCCGAAGACACUGUGGUUUGGUGAACCUCAUCCUGGCUGAUACACCAGGGGGACCCAGGCAGUCGGCAAGUCGUGGCUGGAGAAGUCUCUGGCCUUCAACUGAUUGGACGAGGCCCACCUACAUUAUGGAGGACAAGUCGCUUCACCUGAAGUCCACUCAUUUAAAAGUUAAUCUCAUCCAAAAACAUCCUCAUGGAAUCAUCCAUAUCCGGGCACUGUGGCCCAGCCACGUGGACAUGUAAGAUUAGCCAUCCCAGAGGGGCCACGCCCAAGGGCCAGACGGGAGGCCAGCACGGGACCAGGAAGAGCCAGGAUGGAGGAACACACACCCCCUCUGCACCAGCCACGGUGACAGCUGGGGAAGCCCCUGGGCUCAGGGUCAACUGGGUGAGGGCCGCUGAGGGAGGAUCUCGAAUUUGGCCCUGUUUGACCCCAAGAUGACGGAGGAGAGUGACACAAGCAUCCGCGUGCACCCAGGGCUUCCGUGUGAGUUCUGCCCGCGUCCGUGUGACAUACAGACCAUCCUGUGAUCCCACCACGUUCAGAAAGACAGGAAAUUACAUAAAGCGAGAAAUGAAAACGCCCUGCCCCGUCUCACGCCGGCUGAGAGGUGACUUCUCCUGAAUGGUCGGGUGCGUGUUCUUCCCAGGGUCCCCUCCAAAUGCCCCGAGGUGGAAGUGUGUCAGCUCAGGUCCCCAGGGAUGUGGAGACUGUGACAAGACCAUGGUGCCGGUGGCUCACUCGGGAGAUGAUGCCAGGAGGCGCGGGAGCAGGAAGAGACAGAGGCGCGGUGGGUCCCUGGGGCUGCAGCCAGGACCCCACGGGGCUCAGAGGCCAGCCUCUGGGGUUGACCCCGAGGGCCAGGAGGCACUGACCCUGCAGGGUGGGCUGUGUUUGCUGGGGCCGAGUCCCUGGCCGUGGAGGAGCCCUGGGGCAGAGAGCAAAAAGUCAGGAGUGAAACUCAGAGCCAGGGGCACGGCAGCCGGAUCAGAGCUGUCCCCCGGCUGUGACACGGACUGGAGGCAUCGGGGACGAGAAAGUCCUGUACACGCUCACACUCUCACACUCACACCCACGCGCCCGUCUCUGGCCUCCCUGCUGCUGCUCCCGCUGCCCCCUCUGCUCAGAACGCCCGGCCCCACCGUCUCCUGCAGCUCCUGGACCCUCCACAAGCCUCAGGGGCCCCCUCAGCCACUGGCUCGGUUACUUGGCCAGCAGGGGGCUGAGCCGGGAUUCGAACCGAGCUCUGUGGCCUUUUCCCAUGUCACCUCCAGAAGCCGGGUGGGAUGCGCUGGGCAAUACGGAGUCACAGCGUGUUCCUGAGCAGGGGAGAAACCUGAGCCUGCGUCGUCAUUACCUGGCGCCUCGUAGCUGCUCAGCAAACUGAGGGCCGAGAGCUGGUGGAUAAGGAAGGAGGAUGUUAGAGAAACAGGGUCCUUAAG
Molecule: messenger RNA, 3217 nt
Organism: Equus caballus (horse)
Lineage: Eukaryota; Metazoa; Chordata; Mammalia; Perissodactyla; Equidae
Source: RefSeq, a predicted model, not a curated record